Messenger RNA from Schistocerca gregaria, 8065 nucleotides. Its product is annotated as condensin-2 complex subunit D3-like. NCBI's taxonomy places the organism in Eukaryota, Metazoa, Arthropoda, Insecta, Orthoptera, Acrididae. Gene Ontology annotation, cellular component: condensed chromosome, centromeric region. The transcript is spliced from 12 exons. Gene Ontology annotation, molecular function: histone binding. The coding region runs from base 195 to 5444 and encodes 1749 amino acids. Gene Ontology annotation, biological process: mitotic chromosome condensation; meiotic chromosome condensation. The record is from RefSeq and is a predicted model, not a curated record.
GUGUCACCUAAUGUCUCUGCUCCGUGUAGUUUGUAUUUUGAAUUUGUUGACGUUGUGUGUUGUUUACUGUGUAGAAUUAGUGACUGUUUUAACGAAAUUCCACGAUUGUAUUGAUCUUUAGUUUAACGUUGCUUCUGCAGUUGUUUUGAAAUGGCAAGUCGUUUCUGAAUGACCGAGUUGUUUUGACUGACAUUAUGGAUGUUGUUACUAGCUUGAGCCUUUUGGAACUUGACAAAGUUGAUUCGAGCUGGGCGGAGACAGUCUGGAGCGAUGAGUUUUGUGGUGUUGAAGAUCUACCUAUUGAAUACCAGAUGCAUCUUGUUGAUGCUGAUACGGAAAUUAUUAUGGAGACAGCCAUAAGAGCAGUGAAAGAGGAUUUGCAGAAUGUAUCACGUAGAACUUCUGCAAAUCCAAUAGCAAGCACAUCGCGUGAUAAUCCGAGACAACAAGACGAUUCCAUAAGUUGGGAGCAGCUGAUAGCGAAUAACAUAAACCACAAAGAGCUGCUUGCUAUUUUGUGUUAUUUUGUACACAAUGGUCAAGACUUUUCGAAAGAUCUCACAUUGACAAAGCUGUGCCUGAAGUCUGCUAGGCUGUACUUUGCAUUGCUUGCAAUCCCCGGUAGUAGUGCUUUUCUUAUUUAUCAUCCAAAUCUAUACAGAAAAGCUUUAGAUGUGUUUGAUAUUGCGCGAAAGCUUAUGAAAUCUAGCAAAAACAAGCAACGCCCGAAAAAUAGAGGAAGGCAGAAGAAUGCUAAGAGUAAGAAGCAAGGGGAUUCUGAUGAAGAUGAUGAUGAUGACAUGGAUAGUGGUACUCUUCCUGCAGAAGACGUGAAUGUAUUGAUUAGUGAAUUAAAUUUAGUGCUUCUGGAUUUGAUAGUGUUUUCCGAAAGAUUUUCACUAAAAAUGGAUGAUGCGCUAUUGCAAACAAUAUUGCAUUUAAUUGAAGUAACUAAAUUGGAAGUGUUUCCGAGGAAUGAUUUUUCUUCGGUAUCGAAACAAAUGACAAUAGUUUCACUGGUAGGCAAUGCUUUUGUAGCUUUAUAUUCCCUGUGUACUCCAAACCAUGGCAAAAUUGACUUGACAGUAAAAUUGAUAAUGGAGAAUCUUUUGCCAUGUGUAUUAAUGACAGAUAGUUCCAGAGAUGGUCCAAACACUCUGAGACAAACGAUUUCUUUUAUACAAUAUAUGUUAAAAGCACUACCAGAAGGUACUUGUGAAGGUAUCUACAUUCUUGUACAGCAUCUUUGUGCACAUAUCACAGACCGAGCAGAGUUUCGACAGAAAGGAUCCCAAAGUGUUGUUGAGAUACUCCGCUUUAUGCCAAUUGAUUUAUACACAAGAUUUGUGAAGUGGUUUUUUAAAUUUUCACAUGCAUCAAAAGCUUCUCAUCGAUUAUUUGCACUUGAUGUUAUCUCAAAACUGUUGCAAGAAAGGGAGAGAACAGAACUGACACAAAGCUUUAUUCGUUGUUCAUCACAGAACAGUUCGACAAAUAUUUCCUUAAAUUUACAGAAUAUGAGUAGUGGUAUUAACAUGGAGGUGAAUUGCCCUAGUGAAAAUGUGUCAGUCAUAGCCUCAAACAGCGUGAACCAGUCUGAGUCAUCUGUUCAGAACUGCAGUGAUCCUUCUCUUCAAAGUGUAGAUGCUUCCUUGCAAAUUGGUGUUAAUGUGAAUGCAGAUAGCACACAAAACUCAGAUAUUGUGGAUGAAAAUGUAUCACUGAAUGCAGAUAAAUUACCGUCUGUGUCUCAUAAAUAUGUCCUGGGCACUGUUUUUUCAAGAUGCCAGGAUUUAUCGGGAACAGUACGGACCAAGGCGCUUUCUGUUUUAGCAGAUUGUAUUAAUUCAAACAACAGUGAUAUUCAGAAGAUAAUGCAAGCUGUUUUCGUUUUGCCUUAUGAGAAUGUCCCUGAAAUCUCCUGUGUAAUAACUGCUGAGAACAGUCUCCUGAACCACAAAAAAUUUAUGAAAUUUAUAGAAGGUGAUUCAACCACAGACUUUAAUCCAAUUCCAAAAGCAGAAGCUGUCUUAAGUGAAAUGUUUCAAAGGGCAGCAGAAGAUAAAGUAUUUGUACGCAAAGCAGCAUUCCAAGUUAUGGACAGCAUCAUGAAACUUAACCGGCAGUGGGUGCUAAAUGACAUUUUGCAGCUGAUGGGUGGACAUUGUUUAGAUCCAGCUGUUCUCAUUAGAAAGCACAUGGUUCAGAGUCUUUCAGAGUUAUUGUGCUACUAUCCUGACCAUGAAGGUCUUCAAGCUGUUGUUGUGGAAUCUGUAUUGCCAAGAAUCUCUGACCCAGAAACCAAGGUUCAGGAAAAGGUUUUUGAGGCGUUCCACAGAAUAAUAGUUUGUAAUAUUGUACCAUUCGAAAAAGAAUAUACAGAUUCACACAAGCUUCCCUGGCAGAUUAUUAAACGUGUUCUUGAUAAAAGCAUGAAAAGACUUUUGUCUAAGACAUGUUCAUUCUGGUGCAAAAACAAUAUGAUCAGUACUGGAGUUGUGAAUGCAAUGCAUACACAUAUUGGGACCCCCAAUGAAUGUCCUGUGUGGCUGCUUCUCAGUUGUAUUGCAGAGAACAUGCGGAUACCUAAAAUACAGUUUGUUUUGGAUUACUUCCUAGAGAAUUUUCGUGAUUACAAGGAGAAGGAAUAUGAAUUGUUGUCAGCAUUGGAGGUACUGUUUUUCAAUUGGAAAGCAAUUAAAUCAGAAGACCAACAGCGUCUGGGAGCAGAACUUUUGAGAGCUGUAUAUUGUAUGGAGCUACCUAUAUCUCUUAUAAGUCCAGCACUUGAUGUGCUUGCUACAAUUGCAAGAGACCAUGCCAAGUCACCUGAAGAGGCCGACACCACUUGGGCUGCACAAUUCAUUGAGAUGUGUGAGGAUUACAUAAAGGAGCAUCAUCCUGAUACUGGGAAGAUGCCAAAUGUGCCAGAAUUUUCUCGAUAUAUUUUUGCUAUUGGUGAAGCUUCUCAAUACUGUCCUGAAGAAGUUGAGAAAGACACGGAGUACAGACUUGUAAAGCUUUUGUUUCCGAAAAAGCUCCCAGUGCCACUGGAAAAUACUCCACUGCAGGCCAUGGCUGUAAUUACACUUGGUAAGAUGAGCCUUCAAAAUGAUCUGUUUGCCAAGGAUGUAGUAUCCCUUUUGGGGUGUGUGUUACGUGAGACAGAUGAUAUAAUAGUAAAAGUAAAUGUCAUCAAUGUGUUGGCUGAUUUGUGUAUAAGGUAUACUUCAAUGGUUGAGCCUUUAAUCCCGGAUAUUUGUGUGUGUUUGAAAGAUCCUCGAGAAAAAGUGAGGGAAACUGCUCUUGUGCAGUUGAUUCAGCUCUUGCAGCAAGAUUAUUUGAAGCUGAGAGGCAGCUUUUAUUUCAACAUUUUCAGUAUGCUUUGUGAUAAGGACAAAACUAUUGUCGAUUCCAUAAUUUAUUUCAUCACCGAAUCUUUGUUAGUGAAGAACAAGAACAUACUUUACCAAAAUUUUGUUGCUGGGCUCUAUUAUUACAAUAAGUGUGAGACAGAAGAUAUGUUUAUGAGAACAACCCAGACGCAGAAAGAAGCUGAGGUUUUUGAUUUAUCUGGUGAAGAUAAUGCAGAAAAGCGCAUGACACUAUAUAAAUUUAUGCUUGAACACAUGACUGAUGAGCAUCGUUUUAAGAUAACCUACAAAGUGUGUAUGGACAUUCUCGGUGCUGUGGUGAAUGACAAAAUGUCACUGAAUGGUGCUGGUAGACAUGUUUUGAAAGAUUCACUGACGGUGUUGGCAUGUGACGAGAUCAAAUUGUCCUCAUUGCGGUCUCAAGGAGAGGAAGAACCUGCAGCAGAUGAGUCAGAAGCUGCUGCAGCUGUUCUUACUACUGCAAAGAAGACGAUUAUUUCCCAGUGUGUAAAACGAAAUACAAUUGAAAAUAUUGUACCUGUUGUCAUACAACUGAAGACAAAGCUACAAGCUGCUAUGUCACCACUGGUUUUGGAUCUGAUGUCAUACAUCAAAGAAUUGAUGAGGGACUUUAAGAAUGAGAUUAAAGAAAUUUUUGCUGAUGACAAGACACUGGCUGCAGAAAUAUUGUUUGAUCUGAAGAAACAUGAGGAACAACAAAAACAACUGGAAGCACAAAUUGCUGCAUCUAGGCAGGCCACAAGCAGCGACACAGUAUUAGAUGGUGAAAUAGAACCUGUACCAAGCACAAGUUCCGCUAACAAUCCCCAGACAGUAAUAGAGAAACCAGUUGGCAAAGGUGAAGCAGGGACACCAUCAACGAAAGAACAAAGCAAGAAUAUGGUCAGUGAAACAGGGAGGAGCGUACAACGUCUCUCCUCCAAGACUCCAAAUACAAAACAGAGCCAUGGGGAUAAUCAGAAAAGAAAAACUUUAUCAAAUAAUGAAAAUAGAUCUGAGACACAUAUUGCACCAAGUGCAAACACAACAGGAAAAAGUUCAAAUACUAAUCGUCUAUCAGAGAGCAAUGCUGAUGAAAGUAGGAAGAAGAGAAACUCGAACAGGAGUAAACCUCCAGAAAUGCAAGAGACACCACGUACCACCAGCAGUGCUCGAGAACAGCGUAAAAGCAUCAUACAGAUGUCUGCAGUAAGGACACCAGUGUCUAACUCAAAUACCUCUGGUGAUAAAGAUAAAUUAAGUGCAAGAACACCAGCCGCUACAGCUAAGUCUGGAACAGUUACUGAGGCCAGAACAUCACAGCCUAGUGUAUGUCCCUCAGCUGCUUCAGCAGGUAUCACUAAAACCCCUACCAAAGGUACAUCAGAACCUGUUUCAGAUCGUGUGUUCGUUACACCAAAACCUGUCUCAGGACGUGUUCCAAAUUCAGGAGCUACCCUGAGGCGUAGUACCAGUCGUGCAGGUACCUCAUCUGAAGCAGCUUCUACUAGCAGUCAUCCAAACACAAUAAAAAGUGGUGUAUCAAAGGAUAUACCUGAAACACCACGCACAAGUAGAAGGCAAAGUAUUCAGAUACAGAGUGACAGUUCAGACCUUGCAGGUAGCCACAGACUGGGUAAAGAACAAACACAUACAAACAGUUCUCAAGAUAGUGAAAUUUCAUCUCAUAACAGAAUAAGCACCAAUGGGGCCCUGUCUCCUGUCACUGGUUCCUUUGACAGCAAAAUUGCUAGCAAAGAAAAUGGAAAGGCCACUCCAAAGAAUAAAACACUAAAAGCAGUUGUGCAUUCAAGUAAUGAAACUAGCUCUAAUGCUCAGGACAAACGGGGGGAAAACCAACAUGUGAAGGAAAAACACAAAGUAUCUGUUUCUUAUAAAUCUCCAUCUACUUCAAGUACAACGGAGAAGGAAUUAAAAAAUCAUGCCCAUAAACGUGGUGUAAAGAGAACAGCAGUUUCACCUCCUGUGAGCCCGGAGAACAGUGUAACAGAUGACACUACCAGUGUAAAUCGAAGACGCAGGAAGAAAGAAAUUUCAACCCAGUCCUGAAACUUCAAGAACAUGAAUAUAAAUAUUAAGUUAUAGAAGUAAGCCAUUCAACAGAUAUUUGACUGAUGUUAUAUGGGUAAAUUAUGAACUUCUAAAAUCACUAAAUAAAAAUAUGACUUUUUGAUUUAGAUGACUUUAGAACAAUAUUUACGUAAAAGUUACGUAAAAGCAGUUAUCUGUUGAAUUACUCAGCUUUCUUGUGAUUUACAUUUUGUUAUAUAUGUAAAGAAAACAGACUAUUAAAACAUUUUGUAAAGUUUACUGUAGUAACAGUUUCACAAAUAUUCCUUUAAAAUGUUUUAUAGUCCUAACAACUGCUCCAUUUUAGGCAGCAGAUAGUUGGCAUCUAUAGCAAUUGCACUUGAAUCAUGUAAUUAUCAUUUAAUUAUAGAUAUUCCCAUCUUUCAUUAGUCAUAAUUUUAUUUUAAUUACAAAUGGCUAGGUUGUAUUUCUGAACAGUUGGAAGCACAGGCUGGCUGAUAAUGUCACAGAAUAAUGUAUGUUCUCCAUUGGUUUUGUAAAAGAAAAGAUUUUGCACUUCAGACUCUUUAUGAGGACAAUGAUGUAGAGUUGGUUCGUGGCCAGUAAGAGAUGAGGUAAAUGAAGGGAAAAAUUAAUCAUAAAUCAUCAAUACUUGAACUCAGCAGUAUGCAAAAAGUGAGGUUAAAUCCUACUCAUGUUAUUUUUAGUGUCCUAAUUUAUCUUAUUUAGAUUAUAAUUGAUGAUUGUAACUCAUGAUCAUUUGCAACUCACUACCACAAGAUUAGUAUUGUCUGUGAAAUACAGUAAUCAGAUUCCCAGUGUCCAUUUUCCAAAAGAUAAUUAGUUUUGUCUUGUGCCAUACCCUGAUUUUUCAGAAAUUAAUAGGUCGCUAUUUCUAAAGAAGUAUUAUGAAAAAAUGUUGGUACACAGAAGUUUGUACUUUAUCAUAUUGCAAAACAAAUUUUAUUUCAUUGGAUAAAUUACAAAGACUGCCUCCAUAGUCGAAUAGUUAUCAUCACUGCCAUCGUUGCUGAAGGUCCCAGGUUUGAUUCCAGUAACUCCUUGGAUGUUUUUGAGAUAAGGAGGUCUGGAUGGGGGUCCAUUCAGUCUCAUAAGACCAAAAGAAGAGAUGCUUGAAUAAAGAAGCAAUGGAAUCAUCAGGAUUAAUCAAGUUAUGAUAAUGGUGGGAGAAGUUGGUCCCAUGACUGUAGAUCUCUCCUCAUACUGCCGUGUAAGCUGCACUUGGAACAGGCUUAAGGUCUAAUCCAUGGGCGGUGAGUAGUGGACAAAAGAUGAAUUUAAAAAAUUACAUUACAUUGAAGAGUAAUGUGCUAUGGUGGUAUAAUGAAUGUAUCACUAUCAGUUAAAUUCCUUCCUGUGGCAAUAUUUGCUUUCAUCAUGACAUUUCUGUUGCACAUUUUCUUUGUAAAAAAGCUAUCGGGUUUCACAUUAAAGAAUUUAUUUGCACUGCUACCAACAGCAAUUUCAUAUUUUACAAUUGGACAUGUAAAUUAACCUCAGUAUGCCCAAAGGGAAAAGGGUCUAUGUUUACACAAAAUUUUCAUCAAAUCUCCAUUUUUAUAAUCUCCAAAUUGUGAAUCUUUGGCUGUAAGUCUUGCCUACUUGUAUAUACAGUGAAGCUAAGCUGUUAAAUAUUUGAAACUGUAUAUGGUUUUUUUUAAAUAAAAUUUUGUCUAGCUAAUAUACGGGUGCUUUUUGUUUUAACUUAAUGCUAAUAGUAUAAUUCCUAUCCAGUUUCUGCAGCCCAUUAAUCUGUGUGUUAACAUAAGUACGGCUGUAUUUAUUUUUUGCAUGCUGUUUGUUUCACAUGAAACAGAUUUCGUUUCAAAUGAAAAAAACAUUUCCCACUGCUCUCGAGAUUCAAGAUAAUUUCCGACCAGUGCACUCUAUGAGCAGAAACACCAUAAAACCUAUCACUUUUUCCAACCUAUUCCGUGUAUUACACCCCUCCUAAAUUCAUUGUCAAAUGGUAUUGCAAAUUGAUAAGGUACUGUACUUUCUUUUUGAAGGAAUAAGGAUAUGAUUUCCCCAAUUGUUGAGUGUGAAUGGUGGGAUGGUUCAAAUGACAAGAUCACAACUGAUUCUGUGCUCCAUUUUUCUUUAACUCGAGUAUAUGCUUUCUAUUUCUUCAAGCCAAGUUUAUGCUUUCUAAUGUUCUUACCACUGAUGGGAGUUUAAAUCCGUAUUUUAUUCCUUCCCUUCUGAAUCUUCACCCUAUGUUCCUUCCAACUGGUCUUACUUUUGUCAUUUUAUCUGUUUUCUUUAUAAACUGCUUCUCUAUUCCCAUUUUAUUUCCUCCUGCAUUAAUUUUUUGAAUUACUUUGCCUUUUCUCUCUCUUAUAAUUUGUAAUAUUUUCUAGCUUUAAGAACUGUUAAUUGAGUGACUGCUUGGCUGACAGAACUAUAAAUAGUGGAUAGACUUCCAAUGACCUCGGUUCCUUUGACUUUUGGCUUGCCAGCAGUCAUUAAAAUUAGCAACUUUGUGUCAUAGACCAAGCGAGGUAGUGCAGUGGAUAGCACACUGGAUUCGCAUUUUGAAGGACGACAGUUCAAACCUGUGCGUGGCCAUCCUGAUUUAGGUUUUCCAUGAUACCCCAAAAUUGCUUAAGGCUAAUUCU